CAGUAUCAAAAUCGAUGGCUCAGAUUUAUUGAUUCUAUUGCAUCUUUUGCCGGACCAGUUGUCUUUUUUCAUUUGUGAUCAACUUUCACUCCAGUCUCAGAACUGCGUAGUAGGUGUUGCAGAGACUCCUGUGUUUCCACCACUGUGGAGGCAAUGCCCACAAACGAGGGUUUUUCAGGUGUUUCCAAUUGCUACGUUUUCAAGAGUCGACUUCAGGAGUACGCGCAAAAAGCUGGACUUUCUACACCUGAAUAUGAGACUAUUAAAGAAGGGCCUUCACAUGAGCCUUCCUUCAAGUCAACAGUAAUUGUUAAUAGUGUCAGAUAUGGUUCAUUACCUGGAUUUUUCAAUCGUAAGGCAGCAGAACAAUCAGCUGCUGAAGUUGCCCUCACGGAGUUAGCUAAAUCUGGUGAAGUGAAUCAAUGUCUUUCUCAACCAGUUCAUGAAACUGGCUUAUGCAAAAAUCUUCUGCAAGAGUAUGCGCAGAAGAUGAAUUUUGCCAUUCCUCUAUAUCAGUGCCAAAAAGACAAUACACCAGGCCGAGAGGCCCUUUUCAAAUGUACUGUUGAGAUUGGGGGGAUUCACUACAUUGGAGCAUCUGCCAGAACCAAAAAGGAAGCAGAGAUCAAAGCUGCCAGAACUGCUUUGCUUGCAAUUUGGUCGAGUUCAUCCGAGUCUUCUGAUAGACUACUAGAAAAUGCCCAGUUAACCGUUCUUCCAGGGAAAAAGAGGGGAGCAGAGGCUGUUGGUAAUUCUGAGGAGUCUGCCAAAGUUUCAAAGGUGAAAAAAGCUCGAUUCAAAAAGAAAAUGAAAAUGCAGAAAAAGAGACUCUCUGGGAAAAAGGUUCGCAAUACUCGAGUUGAGAUUGAAGGUGGUUCAGAUGUUAAAAAACCUGGUCCAGCAGGAUCAGAAUCAAAUGAUGAUAAAGAAUCUGGGAUGCUAGUAGCGUGUAGUGGACCGUUGGCUCAGGCAGCAAUUGGGAAUCCCGAAUGUGAGGGAAUAAAUGAUGACAACAAUGACACUACUGAGCGCCCAAUACCUGGUGAACAGUUGGCUCAACAGGCAAUAUCCAGUGAACUAUUGGCUCCACAUGUUACUACUGAUCCAGAAAAUGGGUCAACUGUUACUGUUUUAAGCCUGCUGGAAGAGAAAAUCGAAGCAGCUUCCACCCAAGUCGACAACCAUUUUGGGCAUUGGUUUUGCAGCUAGCUGGAGAAGGGAGAUUGGGGGAUGGGGAGUGUGAUUGGUAAGUUAAUAUUGACAUUUCGCUAAUGUUGGUCUUUAUAGUUAGUUAGUGUUGAGAAAAUCAGAUUCUGAAAGAUUGAUUUUACCCUUUGAUAUGAUUGGAAUUGUCUCUGCUCCAUCAGCAUUGGCCCAUAUUCAUAUAGUGGUGAUGUUAAGGUAGUUAAAAAUUAUGAGUUGUGACAGAGUAGAAAGGAUCCUGAUGAAAAGGCUACCUUUUGUUUUUACUGCUUUUCUUUGAAGCUUA
Messenger RNA from Tripterygium wilfordii, 1489 nucleotides. RefSeq names its product double-stranded RNA-binding protein 1. Gene Ontology annotation, biological process: rRNA processing; regulation of gene expression. Lineage: Eukaryota; Viridiplantae; Streptophyta; Magnoliopsida; Celastrales; Celastraceae. The transcript is spliced from 3 exons. Gene Ontology annotation, molecular function: ribonuclease III activity; double-stranded RNA binding. The record is from RefSeq and is a predicted model, not a curated record. Gene Ontology annotation, cellular component: nucleus. The coding region runs from base 154 to 1209 and encodes 351 amino acids.